CCCCGCCCCGACCCUCUACUCAGUCUCAAACAGCUAUCUUUUACUUCUACAGAGUCUACAAAUUCCUCACUAACACUUCACUGUGUCUACGGCCCGCCACAUCUGACGCAGCUCACCCGCCUCACCUCACCCCCUCCAGCAUGUCCGCAAACGGCGCCCGCACAACACCAGCACCUUCGUCUUCGCAACCAGGCCUCGUCGAUGAAGCUAUCUAUAAGAACAUCUUCCCUGAGCAUCCCAAGGGGAAGACUUUGACAAUUAAACUCAAGAAGGCCCCUCCGAAGCAGACCAUUCCCGGGAACUGGAAGGAAAGCGAGGUCAUCAGCACUAACAAAAAGUCCGACGCCGCGUCCACCACCCCUUCGUCUCCCCUCGUCAACCCCCAGGACGAGAAAACCCUCGCUGCCUUUCCCACCGGCCGCCCUCUCGAAGACAAGGUCGACACAGUCCAAUGCCGUCAUUGCAAACGCCCGGUCCUCCGCAGCGUUUCCGCAACCCACAUCAAGGACUGUCUGAAUAAGAAACAAGAGAAGCUCAAGAAGAAGAAAGAAGCUAAAGAAGCCAAGGAUGCCGCCUUGCGCAAGGAAAAGGGCGAGAAGGACGACGAGGGAGAAGGAGGGAAGAACAACGCGCGCAAGAGCGCUGUCAAAGGCGCAGCUGCCGACGGCGACGCGGCGAAGAAAGGAAAGAAGCGCAAGCUGGACGGGGAUGCAGAGAAGGCGCCUAACGCGAAGAAAAAGAAGAAGGACGAGCCCAAGGCCAAGGCUGCCAAGCCAAAAGGUCCCGUUGACGUGGAGAAGCAGUGUGGUGUUGCCCUUGCCAACGGAGGGUUUUGUGCUAGGAGCCUAACUUGCAAGAGCCACUCGAUGGGCCUGAAGCGUGCAGUGCCGGGACGAAGUCUGCCUUACGACAUGCUUUUGGCUCAGUACCAGAAGAAGAAUCAGGCAAAACAACAAAGAGCUGCGAUUGAUGCCAAUGCCCCCCUCGCAGAAGACCUCGAACCGCAAGGUGCCGUCGACUCGGACGAAGAGAAAGAAGCCGUCAUGGCUGCAGUUGCCCGCGCUCGCGCGCGGCCCCUCGCCACUCGCACCUUCAUCCCGACCAAAUCAAAGUACCAGUACAUCCGAAUGAAAGACAUGCUGCACGCCGCCCUCAGCGGAACCCGCGGCGCGAGCCUCUUCUCAACCGGACAACCUCCAGACCCAAACAACAUGCCUCCUAGUAGAGCGAUGCUCAACGGCCUAGGCAUGGGCGGCGGCGGAGACUUCAGCGGGAACGGCGGUGGAGGCGGGCCAUUCGCACCUCCCCUGAGCGCUGGCCUCGACGGUCCAGGCGGCCAGCAGCCGGGAAGCAGGCGGCAGAGCGUCAUGAGUAACGGAUCAGGCCCUCGGCAAAUUAUGCCCGGGCAGUUACCGCCGCCGGGCGCGCAGAGGAAGGCUAGCAUUGCAAGCGUGGCUAGCCUAGCCUAAGAGUUGCAGUUGCAGGUUUUUGGGCGCUACAGACUCUGUGCUUCUUCUUCUACUUCUUCUUGUGCAGGAUGUAGGCUUAGAGAUACCCCUUCCUUCGUUAGGAAUACAAUGCCAUUCUUUUCUUGUG
Molecule: messenger RNA, 1596 nt
Organism: Mytilinidion resinicola
Lineage: Eukaryota; Fungi; Ascomycota; Dothideomycetes; Mytilinidiales; Mytilinidiaceae
Product: SCA7-domain-containing protein
Exons: 4
Coding region: 141-1469 (442 amino acids)
Biological process (GO): regulatory ncRNA-mediated heterochromatin formation; RITS complex assembly; regulation of transcription by RNA polymerase II
Cellular component (GO): SAGA complex
Source: RefSeq, a predicted model, not a curated record